Messenger RNA from Ostrinia nubilalis (European corn borer), 6331 nucleotides. It is a transcript of the gene Col4a1, whose product is annotated as collagen alpha-1(IV) chain. The record is from RefSeq and is a predicted model, not a curated record. Gene Ontology annotation, cellular component: collagen trimer. NCBI's taxonomy places the organism in Eukaryota, Metazoa, Arthropoda, Insecta, Lepidoptera, Crambidae. The transcript is spliced from 12 exons. Bases 61 to 5490 code for a protein of 1809 amino acids. Gene Ontology annotation, molecular function: extracellular matrix structural constituent conferring tensile strength. Gene Ontology annotation, biological process: extracellular matrix organization.
UUAGUAUCCCGGCACUAACGGCGCGCGCGCACGGGAUUCAGGCGCAGCGCGCUCGGGGCCAUGGCGGUCUCCGUACUGUGGUUAGUAGCUGCGCUGGCGCCGCUGGGAGUAAUCACACAAGAUGAUGGAUAUGCGGAAUGGAAUAACGUCGAUUCUCAAUGGCCGCCUAGAGAAUGGAACCCUCCGCCACCGCCCGCCGAAGUUCCACGCUCAUACAACACGUACGGCUUGUCGCAGCGGCCCGACGUGCCGCCUGCGCCCUCGCGACCACCGCCAAGUCCGGGGCUGAACUUCGCCGUCUACGACCCGGUCACCAGGCAACGCACCACAGCAUUUGACCGCAACUGCACCGCACCUGGAUGUUGCGUUCCGAAAUGUUUCGCUGAAAAGGGUUAUCGAGGUUUCCCAGGUGUUCCAGGCCCGCAAGGUGAGAGAGGCAUGCCCGGUCAUGAAGGAAUAGAGGGACCACAAGGACCUAAAGGUGAAAAGGGGCAAAUUGGGCCACAAGGUCCACGAGGUCCGAAAGGAGAACGAGGAAAACCUGGUGCUCAAGGUUUUGUUGGUCCGGUUGGGAAACAAGGUGUUCAAGGAGAGUCUGGUUUGCCUGGUAUUCCUGGUAGAGAUGGCUGUAACGGUACUGAUGGAGAGCCUGGUGCACCUGGUCCCAAAGGAUCACAAGGGCCUCGCGGUUUUAAUGGACCAAAAGGUGAAAAAGGUGGUAAAGGUGAACCAGGUUAUACAGGACGGUAUCCUAAAGGACAGAAAGGUGAACCCGGAGCUGAUGGAAUGCAGGGCAGACAGGGAGCAGUUGGUCCUUCUGGGCCUCCUGGAUUGCAAGGGCCGAAAGGAAACACAGGACCUGUGGGUCCGGCUGGCUUUAAAGGUGACAAAGGAGCUAAAGGAUCUAAAGGUUUAUCAAUAAAGGGAGAUAAAGGAGACCGGGGAGAUCGAGGUGACAGAGGGGCUUCAUGUCCUGAUAUCACAUUGCCUGUUGCGACGGAUUCUAAAGGUGUCAUACGAGGAAGUCCGGGAGAUAUGGGUGAAAAGGGUUCUAAAGGAGAGCCAGGCAUUAUGGGUGAAAAGGGUGACACAGGAGCAAUGGGUGAAAUGGGUAUACCAGGUCUAGUAGGCAUGAAAGGAGAAAAAGGCAUAAGAGGAAAUCCUGGAGAACGUGGUCGUGAUGGUAUGUAUGGAGCUCCUGGCCCAAUGGGACAGAAAGGAGAUCGUGGCUCUGAAGGGUUGCCUGGACUUCCUGGUCGUCCAGGUAGUAAAGGAGAACCUGGUAGAGAUGGACAAACGGGACCGAGAGGAUUGAAAGGUAUACCUGGUCCAGCUGGAGGUCGCAGUGGAUCUCGCGGCCCACCAGGUCCCAUGGGACCUAGAGGCUAUCCUGGCCCUGGUGGACCUAAGGGCACUGAUGGUAGGCCUGGAGAUAUGGGAGAAGCUGGGCCAAUGGGUGCACCAGGAGGUCAAGGAGAACCAGGUUCGCCCGGUAUUGAAGGUCCAGCUGGCCACAAAGGAGAAAAAGGAGAACCUGGUCUAGAUGGUCUAAUGGGUGACAUAGGUCCUCGAGGAUACGACGGUCCAGUUGGACCUCAAGGCCCAAGAGGGCCGAAAGGCGAUGAUGGUUACUCAAUUCCUGGUCAAAAAGGAGAUGGCGGUAUACCUGGUCUGCACGGUGAAAAGGGGCAAAAAGGAGAAAGAGGACACACUGGAGCGAGAGGAAUACCUGGAAAUUCCACACUAGGAAUACCCGGGCCUCCGGGUGAGAUGGGUGCCCCUGGUGAAAGGGGUGAGAAAGGUAGCCCAGGUUUAGAUGGUUUACCUGGAAACCCAGGACAAAAGGGAGACAUAGGUGGACGUUGUAAUGAGUGCUGGCCAGGCGGCCCUGGCGCCAAAGGAGAUCGUGGAAAUAAUGGUUUCCCAGGUGCACCUGGAGAAAGAGGGCCUACUGGCCCCAAUGGUACACCGGGUGAAAGAGGAGCAGACGGACUUAACGGUUUCCCGGGAACACCUGGAGCACCGGGUGAACGUGGUGAUGAUGGACCUAUUGGACCACCGGGAGAACCGGGUAGAGAUGCUACUAUACCACUAGAUUUAACAAGAGGGCCCAAAGGUGAAAAGGGAUCGCAAGGACCUAUAGGUUUGACAGGUCCUAAAGGUGACAGGGGUCCACAGGGUCUCAAAGGUGAUAUUGGACCUAUCGGUAUGCCUGGAACUAAAGGUGAUCAAGGAGACUCGGGACCACCUGGAGCCGACGGCAUCCCCGGUAGCGAUGGGUUCCCAGGUUUACCAGGAAUCAAGGGAACUAGUGUCAAGGGAGAAAAAGGAACACCUGGUGACCGGGGGUACAAAGGAGAUAAAGGAUUCCCAGGACGUCCGGGAACCAGAGGCGAACCAGGUCACUGUGCAGCUAAUUUGGAAGAACUUACUAGAGGAGACCCAGGUCCAAGAGGAGAUCCGGGUGCACAAGGACCACCAGGUGAACCUGGCGAAAAAGGAGAUAAGGGUGGAGAUGGACGUCCUGGUGAAAAGGGAGAAAUUGGUCUUCCAGGUAGAACCGGGCCUGUCGGCCCUCGUGGUCUUCCAGGACCGAGAGGAGAGAAAGGAGAUAUGGGUCCGAUAGGUUUUCCUGGGGCUCCAGGUCUUACUGGCGCUAGGGGCUUCCCAGGAGUACCAGGAACUAAAGGAGAUAAGGGUGAAAUAGGUCCUUCGAUGCCUGGACCUCAAGGCCCUCCUGGAUUAUCUGGUCUUAAAGGAGAACAAGGCCCAAGAGGAUUCCCUGGUACACCUGGUGAUGACGGUCCGCCUGGACCCAUUGGAUUGAUUGGAGAGAAAGGUGAUAGAGGUUUUACGGGUCGUGUUGGUCAGCCGGGGCCUUUUGGACAAAAGGGAGAACCGGGACCGGCAGGACCACCUGGCUUACCUGGAACACCAGGAUUUCCCGGAAAGGAUGGCGCUAAAGGUCAACCAGGUUAUCCUGGACUUCAAGGAAAACCGGGUGUCAUUGGGUUGCCUGGUCUAAAAGGAGAACCGGGAAUAUUAGGCCGCGAGGGGCCUAAAGGAUUACCGGGCAUGCGUGGCAGACCAGGAAUACGUGGAACACCAGGCGUUGCCGGAAUACCAGGGGAAAAGGGAGAUAAAGGUGACAUUGGAUUACAAGGACUGCCAGGCCAAGCAGGACUUGAUGGACCGCCUGGUCCUAUAGGUGCGCCAGGACUUAAGGGAGAUCAAGGAUACCCAGGACCACCAGGCUCAACAGGGAGAACAGGUUUAACCGGAGAAAAAGGAGAUAGAGGUUUCCAAGGACUCGCAGGUCUUAAGGGUGAACCUGGAUUAGCAUCUGAUAAAGGAGAGAAAGGUGAACCAGGUAUACCAGGCAGAAGUGGACUAGAUGGUUUACCAGGAGAAAGAGGUGAUAAAGGAGAACGUGGUGAUACUGGUUUACCUGGAUUCGGGCUGCCAGGCCCUGUCGGGCAAAAAGGUGACAGUGGCAGGCCAGGUAGAGAUGGUUAUCCAGGACCAGCUGGUCCUAAAGGAGAUGCAGGUCUUUCGGGACUUCCCGGCUUGAAAGGAGACAGGGGGCUCCCUGGUAUUAAUGGACAACCUGGAUCACCAGGAAUGGAUGGUUUGCCAGGAGAGAAAGGAGAUGUUGGCUUAGAUGGCUACACAGGCGAAAAGGGUGACAAAGGUGAUUCUGGAACACCCGGUCAAGAUGGAUUCGAUGGCCUUAAAGGAGAUCGUGGUCCACAAGGACCCCCCGGAUUAACAGGGCCGAUUGGUUAUCCUGGUCCAAAGGGUGAUAUAGGUCCCCCUGGUCCGUCGCUAAAUGUCAAAGGAGAAAAGGGUGACAUUGGUUAUCAAGGAAUACCAGGUGCCAAAGGUGCCAAAGGAGAAAGAGGAUUAAUGGGAGAGCGUGGCAUGGAAGGUCAAAAAGGAGAACGUGGAUUUACAGGCCAGAAAGGUGAAAGGGGAUUAAAUGGUUAUCCAGGAGAAAAAGGAGACAGAGGCCCCGCUGGACCCGAAGGUAUGCCUGGAUUGACAAUAGUUGGUGAAAAGGGAUUACCUGGUCUUAACGGUAAACACGGGCGUCCGGGUGCACCUGGUAUCCCUGGAGAAAAGGGAGACCAAGGCUUCCCUGGACUGCCAGGACCAACUGGUGUAGCUGGUUUGAAUGGACGACCUGGACCACAAGGUGAAAAGGGUGACCAAGGGCGAGAAGGCUUAGCAGGACCUCCAGGAUUCGAUGGACAGCCAGGUUAUCCUGGGCCUAAGGGUAUAAUGGGUGUUAAAGGAGAUAAGGGAGAACGGGGUCUUACAGGAUAUGGUUUGCCAGGUGAAAAGGGUGAUCAAGGUCUACAAGGUUUACCAGGUGCUCAGGGUCAAAAAGGUGAUAAGGGUGAUCGUGGUUUAGAUGGUCUUCAUGGACAGCCAGGACCAAUUGGCGUGCCCGGCGAAAAGGGUAAUCAGGGAUAUCCAGGUCCUAGCGGUUUUACAGGACAACAGGGUAAUAAGGGUCAAAAAGGAGAACCUGCUUCUAUAGUUUUUGGCCCGAAAGGAGAACCUGGACCACGUGGUCCACCUGGGCUGAACGGAUUGCCUGGACGAGAUGGGUCUCCGGGCGGACCCGGUUUAGAUGGAAUACCUGGAGAAAAGGGUGAUCGCGGAUAUCCCGGUCCUAUGGGACCAGCAGGCCCGCCUGGACCUCAAGGUCUCCAAGGGCUGAUGGGCGAGCGAGGUGAGAUCGGACUAUCAGGAAAACAAGGUUACCCCGGAGCACCUGGAGCUCCAUGCCAAACGCAAGAUUACUUAACUGGUACUUUAUUGGUAAAGCACAGCCAAAGCGCAGAAAUACCAGAGUGUGAUCAAGGGCAUGUUAAAUUAUGGGAUGGAUAUUCUUUACUCUACAUUGAUGGUAAUGAGAAAGCGCAUAAUCAAGAUUUGGGCUAUGCGGGUUCUUGCGUGAGAAAGUUCAGCACCAUGCCGUUCCUAUUCUGUGACUUAAACGAUGUAUGUAAUUAUGCCAGCCGAAACGAUCGAAGCUAUUGGUUGUCUACUGGUGAAGCGAUUCCCAUGAUGCCUGUGGAAGGAAAUGAAAUCGCGAAAUAUAUAUCCAGAUGUUCAGUCUGUGAGGUGCCCGCUAACGUCAUUGCUAUACACAGUCAAACCUUAGACAUUCCGGCGUGCCCCGGAGGAUGGAGUGAACUAUGGAUUGGAUACAGUUUUGUCAUGCAUACUGGCGCCGGUGGGCAAGGCGGUGGCCAAGCUCUGGCUAGCCCUGGCUCGUGUCUGCAGGACUUCCGUGCGACGCCGUUCAUCGAGUGCAACGGCGAAGGCGGAACUUGCCAACACUUUGCAAACAAGCUCAGUUUCUGGCUGACAACUAUAGAGGACAAUCAACAAUUUGCUAGCCCCAGACGGUCUACACUUAAAUCUGGAAGAUUACUUGAGCUUGUCUCCCGAUGCACUGUAUGCAUCAAAAACACUUAACAUAAUCGUUGCCAGCUUGUAAAAAUUUAUAUUAUAAAACAUUUUUUAAUUCAGACGCACAGGAAAAACUAUUUCUAACGUAACUUUCAGAUCCCACAUCUAAAAUAGUUCUCCAUUUAAGUACAUAGUAUUUUUACUUAUUUUUUAUUAAAAAGACUAGCUCAUCUCCGUUCUUAAAGGCCACGAAGCUACCUGCUAAAAAUUGUGUCAUAUUAGUCCAUUAAGUACACCAAAGCAAUUAUUCUAAGACAAAAUUAUAAGUUAAGGAUAUUUAAUUAAAUAAUUACCUAAUUAACUUACGUAUUAUAAUAAAUGAUAAUAUCCCGCAAAAUAUAGCAAAAUGAUGAAGCAUACACACAAGUAGAAAAUGAUUAAUUAUCGAAAUUAAAUUGUCCUUAAGUUAAGUAACUUCACUAGUCACAGUAAAAUUCAUAUAAGAACUUACGUUACUAUUACUAAGGUAAUAAAAAUAAAUUGUAUAUAUUAAACAAGUUGAAGUUUUGACUUAAGUUUAAGCGAGCAGUUUAUACUGGUACAUAUAAAAUUAUAUGAAAGUCCUAUACGAUCUAAUAAUUAUGCUUCAUUUUCUAUCACAUUACGUCAAUUGGGUAGUGGUGAGGAUAUUGAAUAAGCACUGCCAUUGUAGAUAAAUAAAUGUUAUAGCUCAAUCACAUCUUGUUUUGAUGUCGACAUUUUAUAAACAUAGUUGCCGUUAUCUAUUGUAUAUGUUAUCAUAUUAUUAUUUUAAAAUUUGUACAAUAACUUACUAGAUGUGAUUAAGCCAUAAUUGGAAAAUACUUAAGUUGAAUGAACUCUAAUAAAUAACUUCAAAAGUUUGAAA